AUGUCGAUUGCAGCUCAAGUUUCAGUCGUUGUUGUCCUGGGCAUUGCUCAGCUAACGAGUGCUGGAUCUCCGGCUGGUGCCCUGGUGCUGAAAAGUCUCGACACGGCACGCUCGGAAUGUAAGGCGUACCUGGGACUUCCGAGAAACCAGUGCGCCGAUCUCUGCGAAACGAUUGUAGUUCGGGGCCGUAAUCGUACCCUGGAGUUGGACGAAACUACUUUCGGACAGCAUUUCGAACCCGAUGAUUGCGAUGUAGAUUACUACAAUCGGACCGAAGCGUGCAUUUCGAAGGGAUUAGAAUCGAUUGAGGAGGACGCCAUCUGUUGCCGGGCUAGUAUUGAAAGUCAGUGUUUCAGGGAUCAAUACGGAAAUGUUGUGGAUGGCCCUCGAAUGGCGCAGCUGACCGAUAUUCAAACACGAAACGUUAUCGAAACAUGUGCCCGCAUGCUUCAAAUCGAGGAUUUGGAGCUUGUAUUUUCCGGCGUUACAAAGUACGAACUCUCGAUUAGGUCCCGUUGCCUUUUACGAUGCAUUCUCAUCCGUGAAGGCCUGUAUAACGACGUCGAUGGGCCGGAUCUCGAUCGGAUUUACGUACUAUGUGGCGGCUACAAGAACGGCAAGGCGGCAUUCAAGGCAGAAGCUGAGCAGUGCAUUGCCGAAGUACGAUCCCAAUGCUACGACAAAUGUACAAUGGCCGCCCGAAUUGUCGGCAAAUGUUUCGGCUUUGAGGGGGCAUCUCUCGCUGGGUUAGUGACACCGAUCGUCGGUGGCUUAGUAAACACCUUAGUAAGCACCGUAGUGGGCCUUGCGGCUGGCUUACCUGGUCUGGGUCUAGUCGUGUCGCUUCUUGGACCGGUUGUUUCGGCAAUUUUAGGAGGAGCAGCUGCCGGAAUUGAUUCGGUUGUUGCACCUAGUGCACUUUCCGGCGUGACUGGAGCAGUUGGUGGUGGGGGUGGUGGUCUCGAAGUAUCUGGUCUGUUGGGUGGUUUAGGUUAA
Molecule: messenger RNA, 996 nt
Organism: Uranotaenia lowii
Lineage: Eukaryota; Metazoa; Arthropoda; Insecta; Diptera; Culicidae
Product: general odorant-binding protein 45-like
Exons: 1
Coding region: 1-996 (331 amino acids)
Biological process (GO): sensory perception of smell
Molecular function (GO): odorant binding
Source: RefSeq, a predicted model, not a curated record